Molecule: messenger RNA, 3132 nt
Organism: Sphenostylis stenocarpa
Lineage: Eukaryota; Viridiplantae; Streptophyta; Magnoliopsida; Fabales; Fabaceae
Source: the annotation of a GenBank genome assembly
AUGCUGUCCACAUGGAGGGAUGAUGGCAGUAACAGAGAUUGCUGCAAAUGGAGAGGCAUUCAAUGCAACAAUGAAACAGGUGACGUACGAAUACUUGAUCUUCGUGGUUCCAAAAUGCAUUUUUUGACAGGUUCAAUCAAUCUUACUCCAUUGAUUGACUUAGAAAACAUGGAAUAUUUGGAUCUUAGCAAUAAUUAUGAUUAUAGUUGGAGUCAUCUUCCUCAACACUUGGGCUACAUCAAAAGCUUAAGAUAUCUCAAUCUAUCACAAGUAAAUUUUUACGGGGGGAUUCCCUAUGAACUGGGAAAUCUCUCAAAGUUGGAGUAUCUUGAUCUUAAAGGAAAUUCUCUCAAUGGUACAAUCCCUUCUCAACUUGGAAACCUUACAAGUUUACGAUAUCUUGAUCUAAGUGACAAUUAUUAUCUCCAAGGAGAAAUUCCUAAUCAACUUGGAAAUCUCCCACAGUUGAAGUAUCUUGAUCUUGGGUUUACAUUACUUUCUGGAGCAAUCCCUUUCCGGGUUGGUAAUCUUCCUCUCUUGCAUACUCUUAGACUUGGUGGAAGUUUUGAUCUUACAGUUAGUGAUGCAAAGUGGCUAUCUUCUCUCUCUUUAUUAACAACUUUUGGUCUCGAUUCAUUGCUUAAUCUUGCUUACUCUCGUCACUGGCUACAAGUGAUUAGUGAGCUUGUUUCAAACUUAAGAGAGUUGAGUCUAGUGCGUUGUAGUCUUUCAGAUAAGGAUGUUUCAUCUUUGUUUCCUUCUCAUUCUAACCUUUCCACUUCUCUUUCCAUCCUUGAUCUCUCUGAUAAUAUGUUGACAGCAUCAACAUUUCAAUUGUUGUUCAACCACAGCCAUAACCUCCAAGAGCUUUAUCUGCGUGGUAAUAAUAUUGUUUUGUCGUCUCCACACUAUCCACACUUUCAUUCACUUGUGGUCCUUGAUCUUGCUCUUAAUAACCUCACAUCAUCAACAAUUCUAGGAAAUUUCAAUUUCAGCUCCACACUACAAGAACUUCAUCUAGAAGAGUGCAGUCUUACUGAUAAAAAUUUUCUUGUUCCAUCUGCUUCCAUACGCAAGUCUUCAUCUUCUCUUGUCACCCUUGAUCUCUCCUCUAAUCUAUUGAAAUCAUCGGCUAUAUUUCAUUUGAUUUCCAACUUCACCCCCAAUCUUCAUACACUUUCCCUUGGCGAUAACAUGUUAGAAGGUCCCAUUCCAGCUGGAUUAGGGAAAGUAAUGAACUCUCUUGAAGUUCUUGCCCUUUCCUCCAACAAACUGCAUGGUCAGAUUCCUGCUUCCCUUGGAAAUAUAUGCACACUACAGGAACUACACCUUAGCAAUAACAACUUGAGUGGCAAAAUUGCUAGCUUCAUUGGAAACUCUUCCAUUUUGUCAUCUUUGAGGAUAUUAGAUCUUUCCAAUAAUAUGUUAACGGGAGAAUUACCAAAAAACAUUGGGUUGCUAUGGGAGUUGGAAGGUCUUCACCUACAGGAGAAUAAUCUGGAGGGUGAUAUAUAUGAAUUGCAUUUCACAAAUUUGUCCAAAUUGAUGGAUUUAGACUUAACACACAACUCAUUGUCUCUAAAGUUCGCAACUACCUGGAUUCCACCUUUCCAGUUAUUUCAUAUGGGACUAGCCUCUUGCAAGUUGGGUCCUAGUUUCCCCAGUUGGAUCCAGACUCAAAGUCGCUUAAGCUUUCUAGAUAUUUCUGAUGCUGAGAUUGAUGACUUUGUACCAGAUUGGUUUUGGAACAAGUUACAGUCUAUAAGUGAGAUGAAUAUUUCUUACAACAAUCUCAAAGGUUCAAUUCCAAAUUUACCCAUCAAGAUUACCAAUAAUGGUCAUGCAGUAAUACUAAAUUCAAAUAAACUUGAAGGUGGAGUUCCUACCUUUUUGUCACAAGUUAGCACCUUGGAUCUUUCUAAAAAUAUGAUUUCAGAUUUGGAUGCAUUUAUAUGUGGAAAAGAAGAAAAUACAAACAUCGGCAUACUUGAUUUAUCAAAUAAUCAAAUAAAGGGACAACUGCCCGAUUGUUGGGAAAAUCUAGCUAGUUCACUAGAAUUUCUUGAUCUAAGCAAUAAUAAUUUUUCAGGGAAGAUUCCGAAGUCCAUGGGUUAUCUUGCUAAUUUGGGAGCUUUGUUGUUACGGAACAACAGUUUAACUGGAGAGCUACCACACACAUUAAAAAACUGCACUCAUUUAGAAACACUAGACUUGAGUGAAAAUUUGUUUCCUGGUCUAAUACCUUCAUGGAUUGGAGAUAGUCUACAACAACUGAAAAUCUUGAGCUUGCGAACAAAUCGUUUCUUUGGAAGUUUUCCAGUACAUCUCUGUCAUUUGAGGCAAAUUCUUGUCUUGGAUCUUUCAAGGAACAACUUGUCAAAAGGAAUUCCAACAUGCUUAAGUAAUUUUACUGCAAUGAUGGAUAGAACAGUAGUAAACAGAGAUGAAAUUAUAGGAGGAUCUUAUGACUCUAACGUGUUAUUGAUGUGGAAAGGUCAGGAGCGCGUGUUUUUUAAUCCCGAGUAUCUUCUAAAGAGCAUUGAUCUAUCAAGUAAUAAUUUGACUGGUGCAAUACCAAAAGAGAUUGGAUAUUUACUUGGAUUAGUUUCUUUGAAUUUAUCAAGAAACAACUUAGAUGGAGAAAUUCUUUCAGAGAUUGGGAAUUUAAAUUUGUUGGAAUUUCUUGACUUAUCAAGAAAUCAUUUCUCUGGAAAAAUUCCUUCUACUCUCUCAAAAAUUGAUCGUCUUGCUGUGUUGAACUUAUCAAACAAUGAUCUGAAUGGAAGAAUCCCUUGGGGAAGACAGUUGCAAACCUUUGAUGCCUCUAGUUUUGGAGGAAAUCUUGGUCUUUGUGGUGAGCAACUAAACAAAAGUUGUCCUGGAGACAAGACAAUUGCAAUGCCUCAAGGAACAGCAGUGGAUGGUGAAGAUGGCAGUUCAAUUUUGUAUGGAGCAUUAUACAUUAGUUUGGGGCUAGGAUUCUUCACAGGCUUUUGGGGCUUGUUAGGGUCAAUACUACUUUUCCUAUCAUGGAGAAUUGCUUACAUCAGAUUCUUGAACAGACUCACAGACUAUAUUCUUGUAAUGGUUGAAUUGAAGGUAGUCAAGUUCAACAGGUGGCUCAAAGGAUAG